CAGACUGGGCCUUUUUGGGGGAAAACUUGAAAGAUGCUUAUUGCAACAUGGAGAAAAAAUCAUACGAUGGGAAAACUGAUCAUAUGCAAAAGUUGAUCUUUCCAACUUUGUUUCUCCUUCUGGUUGUACUGCUUGUGAACUUGCUCCUCUAUCAAUACUUCAGCGAUGUGUAUUUUUCCUAUGGCCAGACCAAUGUUGAGCACAAUUUGUGUCCACAUGGUUACUUCAGAUUAGGAACCCUGAAAAACUGUACACCAUGGUUGUCUUGUGAGGCCAUAAAAAGAGAAGUCCGCAAACUGAAACGUGUUGGUGAAGGGGCUGUGAAAAGGGUCUUUCUUUCUGAAUGGAAGGAAAACAAAGUCGCCCUUUCUCAGCUGACUAUGCCAGAACUGCAAGAGGACUUUACUCAUGGGCUUCACAUGCUGAAAUCUCUACAAAGCAAGUAUGUGGUCAAACUACUUGGAUAUUGUGAAGAAGAGUUUGUGGUUCUUACAGAGUACCAUCCAUUUGGUUCCCUGAAGAAUUUGAAUGAGAUACUGAAUCUUCCAAAAUACAAGCACUUGAACACAUGGUAUAACAGGUUCCUGCUGGCCAUAGGCUAUGUGAGCAUCAUCCACUACCUGCACUAUAGUCCUCUGGGCACUUUUGUGAUGUGUGACUCUAAUGACUUGGAUAAAGUACUUUCACAAUACUUGUUGACAAGCAACUUUCAUGUUGUUGUGAAUGACUUGGAUGCCCUGCCUCUUGUGAAUAAGGAUGCUGGGGAACUGAUUAAAUGUGGUCAUCGGGAGCUGCAAGGUGAGUUUGUUGCUCCUGAGCAGCUUUGGCCCUAUGGAGAGGAAACCUCCUUUGAAGACAGCCUCAUGCCUCCAUAUGAUGAAAGGACAGACAUAUGGAAAAUCCCUGACGUUUCCAACUUUCUCUUAGGAGAUGUUGAUGGGAGUGAUCUUGUCAGGUUUCACCUCUUUGACAUUCAUCUGGCAUGUAAGAAAAGCCCAGCUGAAAGACCAUCUGCACAGAUAGUUCUUGACAAAUAUAGGAAAGUGCUAGCAUUACUUGUUAGAGAAACAGUGAUGCCAAGUACAAGGGACAUGUUAUAAAAAAAAUACUCAUUGACAUGUUUUGGUACCAUAACAAGAACUGGGUAUAAUUUGCACUUGGCUCUAAUUUGAGACAGAAAUAUAAAUUGUGAAACUUUAAAAUUAAUUCUUUAAAAUGUCUCAAAGGGAGCGAGAGGAAAGUAGUAUAUAUUCUGUUUGUAAAAUUGCUAACUUCUUUCUAAGUUAAGUUGACACAGAUGUGUUAAAAGCUAAGCUGUGAUGAAAAUAUUUGACAGAGUUAAUGCAAGUGCUUCUUGUUCUUUCUUAUGACAGAAAGCAGUUGCUUGCUGUGUUUUUCAGUUUUGUAGCAUUUUAAAUUAUGGACCUUACUAACACCUGUCUUUCAUCUCAGUACCAUUGUUCUUUAGGAUCUAAUUCUUUUACCUAUUGGUAAGGUGACAUUGAUUAUACUUAUGCUAAUAGCAAUUUUUUGUUAUUAACGUGCACCAGUGCACUGAAUAUGUAAGAAUAUGAAGGUGGGGCGACUAGUUGUGCAUCCAACUAUGACUGGUACAAAAAAUACAUUAUAGAGAUUACUGCUGUCCCCUUAGAUGUUGUAAAGCCAACACAAUUCUCCUAACAUUGGUCUAGACAUCUGCAAGAGAAAUCACUGGCAGAGGGUGCUUUUAACCAUUGUCUUGCACACACAUGCCACAAAUUGGUAAAUAUUGCCCGCACUAGCUCACUGAAACCUAGAGUCCAGCUAGGGAAAUACAAUGGCUUGGAUGGAAACAAUUUUCAGGGAUGAUUGAUAGUUAUGGGAAGGUUAAGUACCCCUCCCCAACCAUGGUGCAUUUUAUUUUCUAGUGAAAAAGUGUCACCUUAAGUCAUAUUUCCCACUGACACUACUUUAUAUUCCCUAAACCAUGUUUAUUUAUACCAGGAAUAGUAUUAAUUACCUGAGUGGUGAAAGUACGGCCCUUCAGAAGCAACUCCCAUCAGCCCUAGCCAGCAUAGGCAGUGAUGAGCCAUGCUGGGACCUGCAUCCAACCAAAUUUGAAGGCCACACCUUUCUCAUCCUUGAUUUACACUUUGUUGCAUGCUUUACAAGCAGGUCAUUCAUCUGUUUGCUGCAAUGUAGUCGCUUUGCAAGCUUACCAGUUUUAACUAAAGAGCAAAUGUCUUUGAAAUAGUCCCAUACAGAGUCUUAUGACCAAUAGAAUCCUUGAUAUUUUGUGAACAUAAACAACUGCCCACUUUUACCUUCUUUUCUUUCCAGAGUUUUUGCUCCUUUUUGCAUCCCUUUGUUUUUAAAAUGUAUCAGAAUUCUUGGGUGGACUAUAAUAGUUUACUUUCUUCCACCAACUGAAAAUGAAAUGCCUAUGUUUGGUAGGUAGAUC
Messenger RNA from Sceloporus undulatus (fence lizard), 2440 nucleotides. RefSeq names its product protein O-mannose kinase-like. Gene Ontology annotation, biological process: protein O-linked glycosylation; protein phosphorylation; carbohydrate phosphorylation. NCBI's taxonomy places the organism in Eukaryota, Metazoa, Chordata, Lepidosauria, Squamata, Phrynosomatidae. Gene Ontology annotation, cellular component: endoplasmic reticulum membrane. Gene Ontology annotation, molecular function: protein kinase activity; ATP binding; carbohydrate kinase activity. The coding region runs from base 48 to 1100 and encodes 350 amino acids. The transcript has 3 exons. The record is from RefSeq and is a predicted model, not a curated record.